Molecule: messenger RNA, 6808 nt
Organism: Mus caroli (Ryukyu mouse)
Lineage: Eukaryota; Metazoa; Chordata; Mammalia; Rodentia; Muridae
Gene: Dzank1
Product: double zinc ribbon and ankyrin repeat domains 1
Biological process (GO): eye photoreceptor cell development
Molecular function (GO): protein binding
Source: RefSeq, a predicted model, not a curated record
GGUUCGCAGCGUCUGUGGUAACGCAAGCUGCAGCGGAGGAGCUUUGGUGAGACCGUGAGAGACCUGACAACGGGUUGGCGGCGGCGGUGCAGCGUCGGGGGUCCUUAUCUCUGUCCUUGAGGCUGGAGAAGGGAGAGAACAUGACUGCUGGCUCAGUGUGUGCCCCUCAGAUCAUACCACUGCGAGUGCCUCAACCUGGAAAAGCUAACCAUGAAAUUGAUACCAAUACUCUUUUGGAAAUGAAAUCCGACACCCCAGAUGUCAACAUAUAUUACACCCUGGAUGGCAGCAAACCUGACUUCCUAAAGAAAGUUGGUUCUGGUGAAAAUAAUACAUUUAAAUAUGUAAAACCUAUUACUCUGCCUGAUGGAAAAAUUCAAGUUAAAGCUGUUGCUGUCUCUAAAGACUGCAGACAGAGUGGAAUUGUGACAAAGGUGUUUCAGGUGGACUAUGAACCACCGAAGAUGGUCUCUUCUGAAGACAAUGUUGAAGAUGCUCUCAAGGGGUUCUCAAAGCAGGAAUUAAAAAAUGGGUUUGUCGGACCAAAACUAAGGAAGAAGUAUAAGAAUGCUGAAAAUAAAUCAACUUGGAACGUUAACCUUAGACGGCUUGCAGACCUCAAGGUAGGCGAAAGAGCAGACCCUAAAACUCUGAAAGAUCUUCGCUUCGCAGAGAGUCCACUGGAAAUCCCAGCCUACCAUGAGGGAGCGAGUGCUCGACUGCCUACUCACCAGGCCCAGUCUCCUGGCUUUGCACACAUAACUGGCCAGAAGAGUCUGACGAGCACCGAGAUCAUGAGGAUCCAGAGGGAGACAGACUUCCUCAAGUGUGCCCACUGUCUGGCUUCCCGUCCAUCUGAUCCAUUUGCUCGCUUCUGUCACGAAUGUGGAGCUCCUGUCCCACCCAUAUUUGGCUAUCGUCUUCCACCCCCAGAAGGGGCUCAGAUGGGCCUGUGUGCAGAAUGUGGCAGUAUGGUUCCCAUGAACACCCCCAUCUGUGUGGUGUGCGAAGCUCCUCUUGCUCCACAGCUUCGGCCACAGGCCAGCCUCUACUUAAAGGAGAGGGUAAUCUGUCGCACCUGUGGCACUGGGAAUCCUGCUCAUCUGAGAUACUGUGUCACCUGUGAGGGGCCCCUGCCUCCAACACAAGAGCAGUGGCUGUGCAAUGGAGAUGAAGUCCCUCAUCCGCCCGCUCGAAAUGGGGAGACCAUUUCCUGCUCCAGGUGUGGCUGCCAGAACCUCUGGGAGGCAUCCUUCUGUGACUGGUGUGGAGCCAUGCUUGGCAUUUCUGCUAGCCACUCUGUCUGCCCAAAAUGUGGGGCCAGCAAUCAUCUGACUGCCCGCUUCUGUGGCUCCUGUGGUAUUUAUGUGAAGUCCAUAACAAGGUUUAGAAUGCAUAACAGCUUGGCCAUAGUUGCUGGAACGCCUCGCCCAUUUCCUGAGCCCCGAUCUGCCUGGCAGUCCCUAACCGUCCCUUUGCCCACAUCUGCCAGUGGGUCUAAGAAGGACACGGGCACUCAGACCUCUGGCCUGUUCUACCCAUCUGGCAAGCUCCUGGCAAAGAAGGAACUGGAGGCGGCUUCUCACAGGCAGAGGCAGGAGAAGAUGAGUGACCACAGGCCAGUCCUCACAGCCGUCAGCCCGGGAAGAGGCUACUGGAGAAAGCAGUUGGAUCACAUCUCUGCUCACCUCAGGUCCUAUGCUCAGAACAACCCUGAAUUCCGGGCCUUGAUUGCAGAGCCCAGGAUGGGGAAGCUUAUCUCUGCCACUGUCCAUGAAGAUGGCUAUGAAGUUAGCAUCAGACUGAACUAUAUUCAAGUCUCAAACAAGAGCCUGUACUUCAACAAGUCGGUGAACCUCAGUGACCACUUUCUGAGCAGUGUCACCGAAGGUGGGAAUGGACUAUAUGACAGCAGGUCCAGCUUGGUGAGUGCCUAUAGCCAGAGCAUCUCAGACACCCCCGAAAGUAUCAAGAAGAUGAAGAAUCUCAAGGCCAAAAGCUUCCUUGUAAACCCAGAGCCGCUCACACCUGAAAACAAACUCCUGCUGGAGGAAGUUGGCUCCUCAGGGAAAGGAAGACUGCCUGUGCUGGAACAGCUGCUGGAUGAAGGAGCAGACCCUAACUGCUGUGAUAGUCAAGGUCGACCUGCUGUUAUUGUGGCUGUUGUGAAUAAACACUAUGAAGCCAUUCCAGUCCUCGCUCAGAGAGGAGCAGACAUCGACCAGCAGUGGGGACCGUUCAGAAAUACAGCUCUUCACGAAGCAACUCUACUUGGCCUGGAAGGAAGGGAGAGCAUCGCCACUUUACUGGGAUGCAAUGCAAACGCCCAAAAGAAGAACACAAGAGGCCAGACAGCAUAUGACAUCGCUCUGGAGAUGGGAGAUGACCUCACCUCUUCUCUCUUUGCCGCUAAGUUCACCCAAGGUCUGGAGGACCAACUUUCUCCACCUGGGAACCGCAUCCUAGGUGACAGUUAGAUCUGAGGGGUCAGGAGGCUGCAGAGACUGCCCAGCUACAGCUGGGCUUAGUUUGGAAUGUGUAUUUAAGUGUAAGAAUUACGGUUGAAAAGAACUCAUAAGACUGUGUGUGUGUGUGUGUGUGUGUGUGUGUGUGUGNGAGAGAGAGAGAGAGAGAGAGAGAGAGAGAAGGGAGAGUGUGUAAGGGAGGGAGAGGAGAGAGAGGAGUGUGCAUGUGUGUGUGUGUUUGUGUGUGUGUGUGUGUGUGUGAGAGAGAGAGAGAGAGAGAGAUUGAGCCUUGCAGAUGCUAAGGCAAGCGUUGUACCACUGGGCUAUAUUCCCAGCUUUCUUUAUUUUGAAAUAAGAUCUCAUAAAGUUGCUCAAGCUGGCCUUGAACUCACCCUAUAGCAUAGACAGGCCUUGAACAACAUGGGAUCUUCCUGCCGCAGCCUCCUAAGUAGCUGAGAUUACAGGUUGUGACAAACAAACACAGCUUUUUUUUUUUUUAAGGUGGUAUAACUACCCAAUACCACAUAUACCUUAGAGUAUGAUAAAAUGAACGUUUUGUGUUUUAUUUUCUGUUUUGUUGUUUUGUUUCCCCCCCCCCCGCCCUUUUUUUUUCUGAGACUAUAUAGACGUGGCUGGCCUAGAAUUUGCUAUGUAGACCAGGCUGGCCUUAAACUCACAGAGAUCUGUCUCUGCCUCCCAAAUGCUGGCAUCAAGGCAUGUGCCACCAUGUCCAGAUUUUUAAAAAUAUUUUACUGAUAAUUUUGAAAUUUGGUUUUUGAUUUUUGUUCUUCUUUAUUGUUGUUUUGAGACAGGGUCUCAUGUGUCUUGUCCUUAAACUUGUUAUGUGGCCGAGGAUGACCUUGAACUUGUGAUCCUGCCGCCUCCACCUUCUAAGUUCUGGGAUUACAGACUUGUACCACAUUCGAUUUUAUGUGGUACAGGGGAUUGAACCCAAGGCUUCAUGCAUGCUAACCAAAUACUCUACCAACUGAAUUACAUUCCCAGCCUGGUUAUUAAUUUAUCUUUCCAUAGAUAAUAACACUUGUGGUUUAAAGCCAAAAAGUAUAAAGUACUAUAUAAUAAAGUUCUUCCCAUCCAGGUUCUUAAACCACUGUUCAUCCUUAGAAGCAGCCAUGUGUGUGUAGAGGUGGUACAACAUUAUAUAACCACAUAUGUAUAUGUACACAAGGAGGAUAACAUAAACGUACUAGCACGUAGAUAUCCUUCCCUAUAAUAUAGCUUAAGUAAAUAAUUUGUAAGAAUUUAUAGCAGAACGGCUAUGUCCUUUCCUUAGCAGAGAGCCGACAGUGUAUCUGAAAAGUCUCUUCCCAGGAUUCAGAACGGGAUGAGCCUGUCUUGUGCUCCCUCAAACUGGACUCAGCCCAUCUCUGGGCUCUUCCCCCUCUACCCAGCAGUAUUCCCUGCCUGGUGGUGACCCCUCGCCCACAGCAGACAGAUGACUGGAAACAAUUCUACUUGGAUAAGAGCGUUACAGACUGGCUCUUUCUUUCCUACAAAGGAUCACAGAAAUAUGUUCCUAGGAAUGGGUUUAAUAUGGAUGUAACUUAGAAUCUGCUAAAUCUGCUGAAAGCAAGACCACACUUGCUCAGCAUGACAUUCUGUUUCUUAGUGGCGGUUCCUCUUCCCCCAACUCAUGCCCUCACCCUUGCUGUGAUGUUCAGGACAUCCAUCAGGAAAGAGAGCCACUGUCUAUAAGAGGUGGGAGGUCUCUUCCUACAGAUAUGCGGACAUCUGGUUAGUGCUAUUAGAUGCUUCUGUAUCUGGUGUUUUGUUUUCUGCCAUCUAGCAAAAAGUCUAGCUCUCAGGCCCCUCCUUUGGAGAACAUUCCACAUUGUAUGAGAAACUCAUCGUUUCUGGGCCUCCAGCAGCCCUCUCUCUCCCUUUUACUUACAGAAUAGUACAUGUGAGUCCACUUGGAGAGAGGGGUAACUGCCACCUUGCCUGCCUCUCUGUGUAAUGGGUGACACAGUUGGUCACAAUCAGUGGCCCAGUAGUAGUUAUGAUCCCACAGUCCUCAGAGCUACUUUUUCCAGAAGUCGCUCUACAAACCCUUGACCAAUGUGAACCCCAAAUACUCUGUCUGGUUAUAUGUUCUGUGUAUUUCCCUUGAAAACCAUGGAACUAUUCCCACACAGAUAUACAUACUGGCACACUUAUAGAGUUGGCAUAAAACAAUCUUAGAUACAGCACUGGGGAAGCAUAGACAGAAAGUGUCGAGAGAAGACGGAGAAAUCAGACCAGCUAAAGAUAUUGGAAUAUUAUGGUAAUGACAUCAGUAUGGUUCUUAGUACAUACAAAAGAGGGUAUGUAAGCCAAAAAUGAUAAGUGCAGUUGAAUAGAGAGAGGCUCUGUGACCAUGCUGGAGGAAUUGAUGGGAUGGAGUGGUCAUCUGAUGGAUGGACUUGCAUGGCUCAAGGGAGGAGCAGCUGGUUAGCAGAACACUUCUCCAGACUGUAAUGUCUAGGACAUUAGUGGAAUCAGAGGACUAUUGAGUUCUUAACUGAUUGGUGGUGACAGCCCAACUAAAGGGACAUUCUUUAGAGCCUACCUAUGUUCUACCUAUGCUGUUGAUGUUAGGUAAAUUCAUAAUAAAGUCCACUAGCUUAUGCUGAAGACAGUUGGACCUCAUUCCCCUCAUAACAUACCUGAAGGCCUCAGUAAACUUCACAGGCUGAUCCCUUUGUAAUCUCCCAGAGUCCUCCAUCUUUAGCAAAGUUGAAUUUUUAAGGUUGAGACAAAAAUUGUAUUCAUCUGUUACCAUUUUGGCCCGGUCUGGAUCUUUCUAUCUUCAUGUCUCAAUAUCUAUUGUAGGAACCCAGGAGGAGCUGUAGGGUUUUUUUGGUUGGUGUUUUUGGCCGGAUGCAGUCUAUAGGUUUGAAUUAAGUUCAGGUUACCCAAAGUGUUGAGCCAAAAUAUUAUCUACAAAAAUGGACCAUCAAGUCUGAGAGUCUGAAAGCUGCCAAGACAAUUCAGUUUUGAACACAGGCCUUCCACGUAUUCUAGAUUCAUUGAAUGCACAUCUUUUUAAAGUGUAGGCAGCACUUAGGCCAGCUCAUGUACCAUGUACCAUUAGGGCCCUGUGAGGAAUGAGGCUGCACCUUCCUGCCUACCAGAGACAUCCACGUGGCAGACAGCAAGGAGCUGGUGAUCCCUUACAUAGUCUCAAGGUUAACAUGUUGAAACGGGAUUUUUGGUUGUGUCUAAUACUGUGAAAUAACAAUGUAAGUGGUCUGUUUCCCUUCGGUAAGCUUCUUCAGUGAUGUGACCAUGUGGGUUGUUUCUGUGUUACGUUCCUGACAGCCAAAGUCCUGAAGGUGCCUUUUCACGUUCAAGUGGUUUGAUCACUGAGUUGAGUUAUGAGAAGUAGGCGAGAAUAGAGGAGUCCCAAGAGUAAACCUUUAAGAAAUGUGGGCUGGUGAGAUGUCUUUUAGUGGUUGAAGGUGUGUCUUUGUAGAGGCUUGUGGGAUCUCCUCAUUCUCUUUUGCUUCCUGGUGAUGAAGUGAAUGGUUUUGUUCUGGUAUGAUGUAGUGCCUUGCCACAGGCUCAAAGGCAUGGAACCAAAUGAUCACGGACGGGAAACUUCUAAGCUGUGAGCCAACACAAACCUUUCUGUUGAUUAUGUCCAGUAUUGUGUUAUAGUGAUGAAACGCUGACCAGUACUGUGUUAUGCCUGCAUGCUUACACAUCCAACCUCCAUGCCUGAGGCUGUAAGUCUUACGUUUAAGUAUAGCUCUUGGCCCAAAGUGGGUUCUUAGGAAAUACUUGUGAAAAUUUACUUCAUGGCUUUCUGAUUGGUCAAUAUGCCAAUAGCUUGGCAAAGUAGAUAUCUAAGAUACUAAGUUUGGAAAACAUUUAUUUUCUGAUAUAAGGCUGUACUCAAAAGGAUCAGGCAUAUGCUAGCAAAUUUCUAAAAUGAAUCAGUAUCUUGGUUGUAUCAGCUUAUGCGCUGUGAGAAGAGUAAUGCUGGUGCAGGUUUUGCCUCCUAGCCAUGUGUAGAGUUGAGAUGGGCAUUGAGAUCUCAGCAGAGUGCUUAAUCCUGUGUUUAUCCUGUGCAGACAAGUGAUUGUCUCAUAAAACAUUUCAUCCGUAUAGCACUGUAGGAAUCUAAAACAGCAGAAAAUUUAAAGUAAAAACUGCUGAACUACACAUUCUUAGAGUAUCCGUUCUCUCAAGGUUUCUGUGCAUGUCAGAUCUCAGCAGAGUGAUUAACUGUUUAUCUUGUGCAGACAAGUGAUUGUUUCGUAAAACAUUUCAUGUGUGUUAUAAGAAUCUAAAACAGCAGAAAAUUUAAAUAAAGUAAAAAAAAAAACUGCUGAACUAUA